Messenger RNA from Phytophthora sojae, 2832 nucleotides. RefSeq lists its product as hypothetical. The record is from RefSeq and is a predicted model, not a curated record. The transcript has 6 exons. Lineage: Eukaryota; Oomycota; Peronosporomycetes; Peronosporales; Peronosporaceae. Bases 1 to 2832 code for a protein of 943 amino acids.
AUGGCCAGGCCACAAAAACACACAGAUCGUCAACAUGGUGGAGAGCGCGGCAAGCAAGCGACGGCGCCAGCUCAAGGCACGGCGCCCCCCGGCAGCGCGCCACCUCCGACGCAGCAGCGCACCGGCGACGCCCCUGCGAGCACCGCGCCAGCAGGCGACAGCAGCGGCCAGACGGGUAACUCAGCGUCCGGCGCCACUUCGACGGGCAGCACCAAGACGGGCGCGACCAAGCGCGUCUCCUUCUUCAGCGCCACCGGCAAGACCUCAGACGCGGACAUGCGCGAGGCCGACGGCAACGCCUCGGCUGACGCUGCAACCCAGGAAACUGAGGACGUCAGGGGGCUCAUCUUCGCAGGCAUGCUUCGGCAGGAGGAGGUCGAUGUCCCCGACUUCGUACUCCCUGAGCGCCCAUCGCAUUGGAAACUGCCAACCCCGCCGGAUCUCAAGACCAACGCGUAUCUCGUGGGAGUCCCAGGGAUCGUGAACGACAUUCGCGCGGGUGCAUUCGCCAUGGAAGGCUACGGCAGCGCGUCUACGCUGAUCGGCUUCGAGGAGCUCUCCGACGAGGAUCUUCAGGGGUUGAAGGAAGUCUGUGGCUCCAACGCUGGGAUCGACGUCCUGUGUCCACGUCGUUCGCCUCUUUCCGCAUUCGAGUUGGACAACACCCUGAAUUCCAUCGGUAUUCGACGCGAGAUGGCCUCACUCCUGCGUCACUUCAACAGCACAAGGCUCGCUGAGCGCGUGUUCAAGAUGACUGGUUACCUGCGUCGAGUCCUCGGGGCCUACCGAAACAUUCGUUCUCUGGCUGACUCUCAGCAGGGUUUCACCGCCACUCAGGAAGUAGUCGACACGCGACGCAAGUACAACGAACUGAAGCGCGCCUGGAAAUUCACGUGCGACUACUGGUUCCUGGAGGUCCAAGAGGCCCUGGGUAAGGUGGAUGAUGCUGAGUCCAAGUACAAAGUCGCGCUGGACGAGCAGAAGACGCGGUACCAAGACGAGAUUGAUUCUCUGGAGUCCGAGAAGACGCAACUCAAGGCGCGCCUUGCCGACUCUGAGGCACAAGUGCGAAUCCUGAAAUCGCGUCUUGAGUCUCCCACCGUGGACCCCUGGAAGUUCUCCGACUUCCUGCAAGAGCACACAUCCUUCACGGGUAAUUGGGAGUGCCUCCACGACCUCUUCAAGCUCUGCAUCAAGAACUCGAAGCCUCCUGAAUCCUGGGACACUGUCGUCAACAUCACGGCCAUGGACAAGCGCAAGGCUGCGGUGGCCCCGUACCCAGAGAAAAGCACAUGUAUGCCUCCGUCUUCGGGGUCUGGAUCGUCCGGUCGUCCUGAAAUUCUGGAUCUCACGGGUCCUGGCAGCAAGCCUCGCAGCGGUCCGAAGACCGGGGGCGAAACUCAGGAUUCCAAUAAGUCUCAGGGUUCCAAGAAAGUUCAGCGUCGCCCCAAGGAUCACCAACCAGGCCGCGACUCUGUGCGUCGCGCCGGUGAGAAGACGGUGGUUUCCAAGGAAGCUGCCCAUUCGAUGCUCCCUGGGGGCGUUGUCUGGAAAGAGGUUCGUCCGGACGUGCGCCAAGCUAUCCUCACGGGGCUCAGAUACGAUUCUGCCAUGGAGUGGAUUGGCAGCGACCGCGUAGCUCACGGGCACUUCCGACAGCCGCAGCUGAUCAAGAUGCUCGUGGGCAUGAUGUACUGGCGUCGCCUUGACAAGACCCCCUGGAGUAAGUACGUCCCUGAGGCUUAUUACGAAAUGGCGGAUGAACGUCUGGACAGGUGCCUUCGACGCGGUGAUGUGCCACCACCCUGGGGGAACCUCGAUGACCACAUGGUGUACCCUGAUGAGGACUGUGGACGACAUCGAGAACGACCGGACAACCAGGCUCCCGCCCAGGGACCUGAGGAGAGCGCCUCUAGCGGGAGCUCUGAGGAGGAGGAGGGGAAGGUCGCCCCUGAAACUCUGGAGGACAUCGAGGAUGCAGAGGACGACGACGACGCAGAGGACGACAAUGAGGUAGAAGAACCCCUGGAAGUCAAGCCUCCUGCUAAGCGCCCCCGUUCUGAAUCAAGCAAGAAACCUCAGGGAUCCGACUCGAAGUCGAAGAAAAAGCGUCGCACAGGAAACAAGAAAGACACUUCGUUCUGGUGUGAGUUGGUGGCGGCCGAAGACCCUGAGGACAACGAGACUUCCUGGCGCAUCUAUGGGGUUCUUGUGCAAUACCCAAGCUCGACCAAGAGUGCGUCUUGCCAGACUCCUGGGUUCCCAGAAUACGAGAUCCACAAGUAUUCGUACGACGUUGUUCACGAGCGCUGGGACCGUGAGGCAUACCAAGAACGAGAGCUGCUCUCCGCGAAAGCGCUCAAACUGAUGGAGGACGUCGUGGACGUCAUGCACAAGCACGCACAGGCAAUCUGGGAGCGCCGGCACUGGGUGCCUAUUCCGACUGAUGAACAAGCAGACGCCACCAUGGAAUCUCAGCGGAAGUCGCGUCGAAACGCGCUACGCAGAGUGUACAAGACGCUCGUCGAGCGCUCGCGCAACACCCCUGGGUUCAUCCCGUCGUUGUGGCACGAACCGGGUCUCUGGAAGUUCCCGGACAAGUGCUGCUACUGGAUUUGGGAGGAUCCCAGGGCCAAGAAACUCGGGGGAGCUAAGUGCAAGGACUUAGACGUCAAGCUAGCGACGUUGGACAUUCGUGAGCCCGCUCGAGUCCAAUGGAACACGGCGGCUGACGGCGAUAAGUGGCUCCAAUACGUGCCGAACGACACCAAGCGCCACAUCAAGCCCCUGGCUAUCCGCAGGCUCAACCCGCUGUCUCUCAAGCACUCGUGA